AUGAGUGCUGUGCGGCCUGUAUCAGGCAUUUCUCGAGCUGCUCGAUAUGCGGUUCCUUUUGUGCUCCUGCUGAUACCGCUAUGGAUGGCGAAGGUGAACACUGUUGUUCCGGAUCCGUACCUCGACGAGGUUUUCCAUGUCCCCCAGGCACAGGCGUACUGGGAUCAUAAGUGGUUCCAUUGGGACCCUAAAAUCACGACUCCGCCAGGACUCUACGUCUGGUCUUACGUCCUUUGUGCUGCUGCGCUAGCACUCCGUGGCUCCCCGACGGAGCUCAAUGCUGAAGCUCUCCGCGCUACCAAUGUCGCAGCUGCAGCGGUCUUUCUUCCCUGGCGGCUGCAGACUCUUUUGGAUGCAUUGCGUAAGGUGCGCAAUACGCGCCCUUCCGGAGCUUGGUUGAGCCAUACAGUGCUGAAUAUUUGCAUUUUCCCACCCCUGUUCUUCUUCUCGGGGCUGUAUUACACGGAUAUCGUCUCCCUCCUUGUGGUCAUUGAAGCCUAUAAUUGGGAUAUCAAACGUACCGCGGGGUCCGGAUCACUGCUCAAAUCGGCAGUUUUUGUUGUGAUCGGAUUGGCGGCUCUUGUUCUUCGGCAAACAAACAUCUUCUGGGUUACCGUCUUUCUUGGGGGGCUGCAGGUGGUCCGGAAACUUCAUCAGUCAGCGAAAGCCAGCCAGGCCUCAAGCCCGAUCGAAAUAAUCCAAAGCGGUUUCAACAACGAACUGUACGACCCGCUUGUGUCAGAGGCUUCCUUCUUUGACUAUAUCAAAACAUCAAUCUCGCUUGCUUCAGUUGGUCUGAAGAACCUCUUCCCCGUGAUCGUCUCAGUCAUUCCUUAUCUCGUCGUCCUUGCAGCCUUUGGUGGGUUUGUGCUCUGGAACAAUGGAGUUGUCCUGGGACACAAAGAGUUUCACACAGCAGGUCUACAUCUCUCGCAGAUGCUCUAUAUCUGGCCUUAUUUCAUGUUUUUCUCCUGGCCCAUCCUGGUUUUUCCAGUCAUCAAUCUCGUGCUUCCAAGCUCUGUGAUACCGGCAUUCUUUGACUAUGGAUUUACCAAAAAGCAAAAAGGGCUUCCCAAAAUAUUGACAGCCUUGGUCAUCCUCUCCGUCAUGCUGACUGUCGUUCAUUUCAACACCAUCAUCCAUCCGUUCACCCUUGCCGAUAACCGUCAUUAUAUCUUCUACGUCUUUCGUAUUCUCCGCUCGCAUCCAGCUAUCAAAUAUGCUGCUGUUCCUGCCUACUUUCUUUGUGGCUGGGCUGUCAUUUCUGCAUUUGGAUUCUCCACCGCCAAGCCCCAGCCUCAGUUUGUCCCAAUCACAAAAGCAGGCGAAUUGGCUGCUGCUCAGAAAGGGCAGUUGAAGGAGACUGCGCACAAGAAAGAGAAGGCCGAACGCAAGUCCAAGUCCAAGUCAAAAAAGGUUAGCCAAGUGACGGCAUCGCCGCCCACCCAAGAACAAUUCUCUCCCGAGGUUCUUGCCCGAAUCCAGGAGCACCUCGUCCAGCGUCAGAAGCAACAGCAGGACGCCCCACGGGCGAGCUUUGUGCUCGUCUGGCUUGCAGCCACGGCACUAUCGCUCGUUACCGCGCCGCUCGUUGAGCCACGCUAUUUUAUCAUUCCCUGGGUAAUGUGGCGGCUUCAUUUACCCCCACAGCCCGUGCCUCAUGUGUACCGGCAGCAACGGCCUCGUGAUGAGCGGGAGGCUCUGCACGCCGAUUUGGCAACUAAUUUCUCCUUGUUCAUGGAGACGUACUGGUUCCUGGCCAUCAACGCUGCCACCGGGUAUAUCUUUUUGUACAAGGGUUUUGAAUGGCCACAAGAGCCGGGGAAGAUUCAGAGGUUUAUGUGGUGA
Molecule: messenger RNA, 1848 nt
Organism: Aspergillus pseudoviridinutans
Lineage: Eukaryota; Fungi; Ascomycota; Eurotiomycetes; Eurotiales; Aspergillaceae
Gene: alg10
Product: dolichyl-P-Glc:Glc(2)Man(9)GlcNAc(2)-PP-dolichol alpha-1,2- glucosyltransferase
Exons: 3
Coding region: 1-1848 (615 amino acids)
Biological process (GO): protein N-linked glycosylation; dolichol-linked oligosaccharide biosynthetic process
Cellular component (GO): endoplasmic reticulum
Molecular function (GO): dolichyl pyrophosphate Glc2Man9GlcNAc2 alpha-1,2-glucosyltransferase activity
Source: RefSeq, a predicted model, not a curated record